Molecule: messenger RNA, 1068 nt
Organism: Medioppia subpectinata
Lineage: Eukaryota; Metazoa; Arthropoda; Arachnida; Sarcoptiformes; Oppiidae
Source: the annotation of a GenBank genome assembly
AUGACAACUAAUCCUAUAUUAGUGUUGAUAUCGAUGAACACGUUGUGUCCGGAAGUGGAGGACUAUUGGCUGUCAAUACCACCGACAGUGAAGACCAUCGAUGAUCUCAAACGACAUAUACUGACCACUGAAUCAAUCGAUAGAUCCGCCGAUGAUAUCGGUCUAUAUCUCGAAAGUGCUUUACUUCGAGAUCACAUAUCCAUCGCUGGUAUUAAAGACAGAGAUUAUAUCGAAAUUCGUGUCAAAUGUUGGAUCAGCUCUUCGGUGGACAACACUUCGGAACACAAGAGAUGCCAAAGUUCUGACACUGAAUGCAUAACUAUCGAUGAUUCCGACGACGAUAUGGUUGGCAACGGAUCCGAUGUAUCGGCUCUUAAAAGGACUCAAAGUUUAGCCCCAAAGACCACCGAAGAAUUAAUCGAUGAGAUCAAGAGUUCUCCCAUAGAGUCGACCCAAGAAGUCACUGAACUUGAAUCUCAGGCCCCAAGCGAUUCGCCCUAUAGUCCGAGUUCUCCGAUCUAUCCGACCGGUGAGGACGAGUGCAAUCAGACCAGUCUUAAGGACAUGUAUGCCGUUAGUUCGCAGUACGGGUUAUACGAUUGGCCGUCACGACCGAACACUUCCACACCAUUGACCGCUUAUCGUGGCGACAAAGUGGUCACACAAUCGAGUAACGAAUGCUCGGCUAAAGGAAUGGACAUCACUCGCGACCAUUCUUACGGCGGCACCAAUUUGACAGACAAUAAGCACGUGUUCAUGGAUUACGUGCCAUAUGGUGAUCCAUUGUAUGGCAAACCGAUUGCCACUGAUUCGUGGUCACCAUCGCAUUCCUCCACAGCUUUUGCCGUCGAUCAUGGCGCACAUGUAGUGACACAAUCGGGUAGCAAAUGCUUUGCAAAAGACUUGCUGAUGGACAUGAGUGCGCCCGUGGGCUCUAAAUCAGUAGACAUGUCUUACGGACAGUCAUCGCCAGCCAUAGCAACAGUUCGGGCCAGUGAUGGGUCGGCCCAAUGGGAUGAGGAGUCCUGCAAUGGAUUUAAUCCACUAUCACCCGGGGAUCAGCUCUAA